Molecule: messenger RNA, 2609 nt
Organism: Sardina pilchardus (European sardine)
Lineage: Eukaryota; Metazoa; Chordata; Actinopteri; Clupeiformes; Clupeidae
Gene: mcoln3b
Product: mucolipin TRP cation channel 3b
Exons: 14
Coding region: 288-1985 (565 amino acids)
Cellular component (GO): plasma membrane; lysosomal membrane
Molecular function (GO): NAADP-sensitive calcium-release channel activity
Source: RefSeq, a predicted model, not a curated record
ACUCACCUGUUCAGAUUGCUCAGGGAAUUCUUUAGAGAUGUUCAAGUUUUCAGUUGUCUGCCAUUAUUACAAUUCGAAUAGAUUGAUAAAUCGACGAGAAGAGCUGUGGCAUUUGAUGGAAUAGCAUAGCAUAUUUUUUUUCUAAACCGUGGUCGCCUACGUGAUUUAUAGCCUACUGAGCACCAUUUUACUUUAAUCACCGGUCAACAUAGCUUUCAUAAGCAGCGGUGGAGAAGAGGAUCAGAAGACGAAUGAUUUCUGUUGAUUGUCAUAAUUAGACACAAAAUAUGCUUGCAGAUAUGGAUGAAACUAUUUACACAUCUGCAAAUGACCUCAAUGGAAAUGCUCAUCCAUUCUGGUCAGAUUCUCCACAUUUGAACUGUGAAGAAGUGGAAUGCUUCAGGAGGAAACUCAAAUAUUUCUUCAUGAACCCCUGUGAGAAGUACAAAGCUCGAGGGAGAAAGCCAUGGAAACUAAUUCUGCAAAUAAUCAAAGUUGUCAUUAUUACAGUACAGCUGGUCUUAUUUGGUCUCAGUAACCAGUUGGUUGUCACAUUCAGAGAGGAAAAUCUGAUGACAUUCAGGCAUUUAUUUCUCAAGGAUUAUACAGAUGGCAGUGCAGACACAUUCGCACUGUACACAAAGCAAGACAUGUAUGACCACGUUGGAUAUGCCAUAGAACAGUUUUCCAACCUCAAGAACAUUUCUGUGGGGAACCAUGCCUAUGAGAAGAUUGGCCUAUCCUACACGCCUCUUGUCCUAUGCGCAGAGUCCUACAGAAAUGGAAGCAUCUCACCGGGAAAUGAGACCUUUGACAUUGAUGCACAAGUGGACAUUGAGUGUGUGGAAAUCUAUCCAACGGUUCCCUUCAGCCAAACGCCUGGGAACCUAUUUCCAGCAAAUCUUACAUUAGAUUUCAAAAGACUGCUGGCUGUGAGCAUUAACUUUACGCUAAAAGCCAUCAAUCUGCAGACUGUCCAACAUCACGAGUUGCCUGACUGCUAUGACUUCGAUAUACUGAUCACCUUCAACAACAGAGCCCACAGUGGCAGAAUCAAAGUGGAUUUGGAUCAUGAUGUUGAGAUCAAAGAAUGCAGAGACUGGAAUGUCACUGGCACAUCCCCAAAGAACCUUGUCUACAUCAUUUUCUUUGAUACCGUCAUCAUUCUGAUGUGCCUCACGUCUCUGAUUCUCUGCUCGAGAUCAACUGUUAGUGGAAUAAAGCUACAGUCCGAGUACACCCAGUUUUUUGCCACCUUUUAUAACAAAACUGUGCCCUGGUCUGACCGAAUGGAGUUUAUAAAUGGCUGGCACUUCCUCAUCAUUGUCAGCGAUGCUCUGACCAUCAUUGGCUCCAUUAUAAAAAUUGAAAUCCAGAUAAAGGAUGUGACGAUUUAUGACACCUGCAGUAUUCUCCUGGGCACUGGCACCAUGUUGGUGUGGGUAGGGGUCCUGCGAUACAUGGGCUACUUCAGGAAGUACAACAUUCUCAUCAUUACUCUGAGAACUGCAUUCCCAAACGUGAUCCGGUUCUGCUGUUGCGCUGCCAUGAUCUACUUGGGUUACUGCUUCUGUGGGUGGAUCGUGCUGGGGCCAUAUCAUGAAAAGUUCCGCUCCCUGAACACCGUUUCUGAGUGCCUGUUCUCCCUGAUCAACGGCGACGACAUGUUCCCCACUUUCAGAGACAUGCAGCAGAAGAGCUACCUGGUGUGGCUCUAUAGUCGCCUGUACCUGUACACCUUUGUGUCCCUGUUCAUCUACAUGGUCCUCAGUCUGUUCAUCACCCUCAUCACAGACACCUACGAAACCAUUAAGCAUCAACAGCGGGAGGGCGGGCCAGAGUCCGAGCUGCACGCCUUCAUAUCCGAAUGCAAAGACCUGCCUGAUUCUGGCCAGUACCGGCUGGACCAAAAGCCCAGCGACUGUCUCCUCUGUUGCCUCCCACAGUGCAGAUCAGAUGAUUAUCCAGAGAGACUGCAGGAUUAGUUGCUACCAGAAUGCUGUUGCACCGCAAGAGAAGGUGGAGAAAUGUAAAAAUGUGAAACGUACAUUACUGUACAGCUUUUGUAAUCUGUAGUUGAAUGUGUCGCAUAAUAACGAUAAUAAUAAUAAUAAUGUUGUUGGUGAGCUGUUGUUUUCAUAUGUUGUAUGUAAGAUUGAUGAAGCGCUGUAGGCAUGACUAGCCUAUGACUUUUUACCGUUUUGUGUCUGAAAAUGAAAUGUGGGACUUGCUUUAAAUGUACACACCAAUAAUUAUGCACACCUAAACACUGAGCAAGUCGACCAAGAAAAUGUAGGCAAUAUGUUUACAGUAUUUGUUUUGCACAUUCUGAUGCACUUUGGCACUUUUUCUAAGUACUGCACCUCUCUUCUGCUGUAGUGCCUGCAACAGGUGGAUGAUGAGGUGGAGGACAGUUUUUAUACACUGUGUUUUCUGUAAACCUGUAUGGAUAAUCAUGCGUAUGGUAUAAGGAGUCAUGAUAAAGAUAUAAGUAAUAGAAUGGUCUUCUGUCUCUAAGGAUUAUUAUUGUUGUAAUCAAUAUUAUAAAUCAAUAUGUGUAAUGGUGCUUUGUUUAGAUUUUGAAGAGAAAUAAAUGAAUAGUCACUUUG